Serpula lacrymans var. lacrymans S7.9 is the source of this 584-nucleotide messenger RNA. RefSeq lists its product as uncharacterized. Lineage: Eukaryota; Fungi; Basidiomycota; Agaricomycetes; Boletales; Serpulaceae. The transcript has a single exon. The record is from RefSeq and is a predicted model, not a curated record. The annotation marks the transcript as partial.
GGUAUAGGUAUGGUACGAUUGUGAUGCAAGAUGCGUGCGAGCGUGGGUUUUCGGGUCCACCCUGUAGAGGUGACUGAUGUCGAUAUCGACGGUUGGACUGAGAGCAUGCACGUCUGUGAAUGGAUCUUCAGACGGGAAGGGAAUGGUCGUUCUGCAUGUUCUCGGUGGGGGUGGGGGCGGUGCACGGCGCGAGCUGCGCAGUGGAGGUCUCUGGGAGCGUCUGCUCGCAGAAGGAUUAGAUAUGGACGCAGGAAUGGUGCGCCAGACUGCUUUAGGCAUAUUUGGUGGAUAUCGGGUGUUUAUUAAAGCGUAUUGGUCUAUUGAUGGAUAUGAAAAUCUGGAUCGUGAAGAGGAGUUCGUGUAUGAUGGGAAGCCAGAGAAGGUACCGUGGAUGGAGAGAGCAGGCGCAGCCAUGUCGAAUUACAGAGUAUGAACCUGUCGAAGGUGAUGGUGAUAGGAUAAGAUAGGAGGAGGAGGAGAUGAUGGGAUGGGCUGAGAGGGAAUGUGGGGAAUGUCUAAAGGUUUAUAACGAUAAGAAACAAGGGAUGGCGAAGCGAAAUACUUGAAAGGGAGAGAACCUGGGU